CCGCCGGGCAUUAAGGACAUACAGCCAAUAAAAGCGAAGGAGUCACCAGCGGGAAAACAUCCCAUGUGAGGGAAAACAAGCCCUGGUUUGACUCGGGGUAUAACUCCGCCUAUUGAUCAAAGACCAUCCUCCACCCUUUUGUCUUUUCUCUACUUUGUUAACUUCACUAAAAGCCUCGUGGAUUUGGGGCCAGCUGCGCAAUCCUUUUGGCAUGCCUCCGCUCCUGCUUGGUGAGGCUUUAACGCACUGGAGCCGAAUAACAGCAUAAGCUGAAGAUCGGAGAUUUAUGACCCUAUUUUAAUUAUCAUUAAAGCGACUUUCAUGGAGUUUAUGGGGAGGUUAUUUACGAAAGCGAAAAGGUUUGGAGUCGUACCAGUUAAUAACAACAACAUUGCCAGACGAUGAGCCGCGAAUCGAUGCAGACCCUCUCAGACCCAGUGUUUCGGAGAACGAUGCCCUUAUUUGACGGAACAGCAGCAUCCAGCGGACUCUCAAAACCGCAAGCCAUGUCUGGUUUCCUGGGUAAACAGACUCUGCAGUACAAUGGAUCCUAUUUUACUUAUGAGCCCAGAAUAAAGGACAGGGAUGGAUUCACCCCUCCUUGGAGCCACUCGAAGACAUCUCCAAUGGAUGACAGAAAUCCUGUGAGUAACCUCUCUGGAAUAAUACAGAACCACAUGGCAUACAGGAAAGAUGGCAUUCCUUCAGAGGCAGCUCAUCACACCCCGGUUAAGAAGGGUUUUACAAUUUAUACUAAAAGUCCUGAGAUGAACAAUUCAACAACUGCUUCCUCUGGAGUUAUUAGAAAACCAAAACCAGGAGGUGAGAAUGCCCCCUCCCCAUCUCAAAGCUCUGUUUACCUGGCGAUCCCCAAACCAGUUUAUGGACUUAGUCCCUGCUGUACUGAACUGGGCUGUGUGAUAGGACACCGAUACGGCAUGGAGCACAUCUCUCCUAGGAUACCAAACACUGUCUACGAACACGAGUGGCUGCAAACCAAUGGCCACUACCUUGAAAAGCUUCCUAUUCAGAGAAAGGACACACUGCUGCAGCAGAAAAACUUGCAGUUCGAAUGCAGUGCAGAACAGUUAAAGAGGGCAACUGUGGAGGCCUACAGUCCGAGCAGGGUAAGGACACUGCCCCCUGUCAUUGAGCCAAGCUACAGCAGCUACUCCUGCACCCCAACUCGCACACUGUUUAGUUCUUUCAGAGAGCCCAGCAGUCGGCAGCUGCAGACCUCCCCCGCAAGCUACCCCGGCCUGUACGCCCCCCGCCCCACAUAUGAACAUAUGACCUCAGAGGUUUAUCAGGAAUGUUCUCCCAUGUCCAAAUAUGGCCAGCUCGCACAGCACCCAGGGUUUUACUACUCCCAGACAAACGGAGAGGCAGAAAACAGGACCCAGAGGAAGGAGAGUGGUAGUAAGCAGGGAGAAGAUGGCCCUCUCCUUCAUAAACACUCAAUCCCAAGCCCCCGAGAGCAUUAUGCAGUUCCUCCGCCACAUCACACUGAUAUUCCUCUGUCUUGCACUGAAAUGUUGCCAAAUCAUUCCUUUAUACAGGGUUAUGACUAUCCAUCUUAUACAGUUCCAAGAUUUCACUUGAACGCAGGCCAAAUCAAAACCCCUUUAAAAGGGCAAAAUUCAUUGUCUGCAUUUCAUCCAAGUCACAUUAAUGCUUCCUCAUCCAGCCAACACAUGGAUGUCCCUACAGCCAAAGAGAAACCCAACACUGCUGUGCACAUUGACCACCUUCACGGUGCGUCAUCAUUCAUACGGGUGAACAGAAGCAGUCCAACCAGAUGUUUAAACCCAUCUGCUAUCUCACCAUCCAGGAUACAAGUUAGCAGAUUUUUCCAACCGUUCACCAGCCUGCAUAUAGACCCAGCAGUCCAUUCACAACCUGGAAGUAACACUGAUAGGAUCAUAGACCAUUCCCGCGGUGAAGCUCAGGUAAAACUGUCAAAAAGCCUUCCAGUUUCCCAAGCACCAUGGCUGCACCAGUCACCCUGCCACAGCUCAGAAAGAACCCAUGCAGCUGUGCCCAAUAAUUUCAGAAAAAUUAUCUACUCCCCCACUGUUAAAACAGGAAGCAAGCACAAUGGGCCAGUGUCCGACGCAGGAACCAGCGACUAUAAAAAGUGCCUAAAGAGGAGUGUUUCUCAGUCAUCUCACCCAGUCAGAAUAAAAGAUGAGGAUGUGUAUGAGGUGGAAUGCACCGACAACAAACGACAAAAGAUGGAAACGGAGAAAGCUAAGGCAAGUAAUAAAACUGACUCUCCUCCUAUGCCAGUUAUUGACAAUGUGUUCAGCUUGGCACCUUGCCAGCCGCACCUGCAGGAAUCUGGAGUUUUGUUUCCAGGAAGAGUAACUCAGAAAAUCAGCCAGACUUCUGGGAAGCACAACAACAAACUCAAACAAAAUACCAAAGAGAAGAGUUUAGUUCAAAAUGAUCAGGAGUCUGCCAUCUGCCUGGAGUCUAAAUGCUCAUCAGAAACUUCAGCUGAUGAGUUUUCUGUGGAAACUAAAACGAUUAAAGUGGAAAAAGCAGAUUCGCCAGAUGUCGACACCUCCACAGAGAGUCAAAAGCAUCACAGCAAAGUGGAGAUGAUGAACGAGCCUGAGGAGACUGGAUCAUCUGUCAGUGUGCCUGUGGCAUCAAAAGAGAAAUGUGAAUCCAAUGAACUAGAAAAUAAGUCUUUAUUUGCAAGUGAAAAUACAACUUCAGAUGAGUUGAAACCUGCUGAAUUGAUUGCACAAAUGGACCCGGAUAAUCCGGAUGAGGCGACAGAAACACAGGCAGUUGCUUUACAACCACAAGCCGGCACUUUGCUGCCUCCAGGAAAAGUCAGUUUUAAAAGCAUUCCUCCUCAUUGUCUUAAACUUUCCACCUACAACAUUAUCAUUCCUGAUGGCAAGCACUGUAAGAUUGCUCUACCUGCAAAGCAAAUUCCACCCACACAGCCCAUAACUGUGCUCACAGCUAAAGAAGAGCCCCAAUCCCCAGUACGCAAACACUUCUUAGAAUUGCAUCAGUCUCUCUGCAGCUUGAUAUCCAAAUCUGUGUCUGCCUCUUCAGAGAAAGACCUCAAAAGCUGGCAGUCUCAGCUGGAAAUAUCAGAACCUUCUUCUCAUUUAAGCAAGGUCCAGAGAGUGCCAUGCCUCUUGGGGGCAAAGGUGAGAGAGGGGUGGAUCAACAAGGAGAUCAAAGCAGCCCUCCAGGAGGUCCUGAAGAGGCUGAGGGAGUACACAGCUCAGAAGCGCUGUCCUUUUCCGCAUGUGAUGCGGACGGGCACGGUGUUUCUCCCCAUGCUGGUUGUGAAGGAGCUGCUGUUUCCAACAGUCCAGAGCUGCUUCGUCGACAAGGUGCUGCAGGAGCACAAGGUGGAGCUGCGGCCCACAACGCUCUCUGAAGAAAAGAUCCUCAUCCAGCUUCAUAAGCGAGCUUGUUCCUCCAAGCUCAGGAGGCUGAUGUCCCUCAAACACCUGCCGGACAUUUACUCAGAGAUGAUCAACCUGCUGUACUACACGAACGUCUGCAAGCACCUGGGACUAAAUAUGGAUCCUUAUUAUAAAGAGCAAGAUGGAGGCCAGGAAGUGUCAAACGCCACAAAUGCAGCUCCUUGUGAUGCUCUUGCCUCCCCGGCCUCUCCAUCGGAGUCGUACCAGCAGACAUGCGUGAAGGAAGAGGAGAGCGAGUCGUCUCCUAGCCAGAGCAAAACCAAAUGCAGAGUAAAGAGCGAUUCGAGGCAAACUUUACUGGUUUCCGAUGAAGAAGGGGCAGGCGGUGCGGGGCAGGCAGCAGUCGAAGAUGAUCUGAAAUCAGUCAUAACUAAAACUCCUGGAUUCCAUCAGAUAGAGAAUGAAGACUCUGAUUUCGUGGCUGCAGAGGAAGAUCUUACAGCUGCUACACAAUCAGAUGACAAUUCCUGGACAUGUCCACUAACGCUGGAAGAGCUGUCUCCGUCUCAUAGCGAUGCUGAAACUGAGAGCUCCUCCGGUCUGUUGACCGACAAUCGGCCUUCGGGACAUUCUGCCCCAUCCAAGAACUGCUCUGGCAUGAUCCUCAAACUGAGGAAGAUGCUCAGUGCGGGAAUAAACAGAAAAAGGGCUUGCUACGAAGCCGUGUCGCAGUCCGGGGCGUUUGCUGAGCCUUCGUCGUCACAGACUGAAGUUGAAGAGGGUGUAAGCGGAGAGAGCAGCCAACACAGAAAGCCUAACACACUGAACAGGUGGAAGGGAAAAGGAAGCUUUUGUCAUCCUGGAAGGUCCCUCAGCAGCUGCUCUAAAACUAAACAAAGGUCUCUGCUUAAGAUCAAAUACUGUCCCUAUCUGUCGGCCUGCCACAGCGCCCAGCACAGGCGGCGGUGGGUUCUGCGCUCGGCCGUCCAGACGGCCCAGAGGGCCAUGAGAUUCUACUACCCGGACUUGGUGGGGAAGAGGAUCAGGCACUUGUAUGAAGAAGACGACAAAUCGGAGGUGUGGUACCGAGGAGAGGUGCUGCGUAUCCACGAGGCUCACACCAAUCCCCUGAAGACGGUAUUUGAGGUGAGGUACGACAGCGAGCCGGAAUGGAAGUACUACCUGGAACUGCUCAUAGAUUACAAGAAGGGCUGGCUUAAAAUAGAAGACUAAACAUUUCUCAAGUUUUCUUUUCCUGAGGGGUUGUGGAUCACAGAGUGCAACGACGAAGUAAAAAUGUUGCUAGACUGGAAGCUUUUCCUUCGUUGUUUUUCUUUACAGAUGUUGUUGUAAAUGACAUUUUGUCUUUGACACAGUGGCUUCAAGGAGUUUACUCAGAAAUUACAAAUUUCCACCAUCAUGUAUAUUUCGGUAACUGUUCCCUUUUUUUUAAAAAAUGCCAAAAAAGAUGUUCUUUUUUUUAAAAAAAUGUAAAUGAAUACAGUGCCACGUGUGUGUGUAUGUUUACAAGACUUAAUUUGCAGUAAUUUGUUUUCAAAGAAACUUUUUUGGAGCAAAUGAAGCUCAACAGGCAUUAAGGUACUUUAUAUGAAGCUGCUUUUUUGUUUUUCUAAAUAACCAGAACCUUACUGAGAUUUUUGAAUGGAAGUUUAUCGAACUCAAUAUUCUGACAUUCAUCUAUGACUAAACCUCAAAUACUUUUUACAUUUUUUAUUUUUUUUCCCACAAUAUUCUUAGUGAACAAGUUGAAUCUUCUUAAGGUCUUUAAAAAUAAAUGUUUUUAUACUGAAA
Poeciliopsis prolifica (blackstripe livebearer) is the source of this 5210-nucleotide messenger RNA. RefSeq names its product chromosome unknown C15orf39 homolog (gene prmt2ip). Bases 402 to 4631 code for a protein of 1409 amino acids. NCBI's taxonomy places the organism in Eukaryota, Metazoa, Chordata, Actinopteri, Cyprinodontiformes, Poeciliidae. The record is from RefSeq and is a predicted model, not a curated record. The transcript has 3 exons.